CCUUCAAUCCAAAUAAGAAGAGGCUGAAGUACACAGAACAAAGCAAAAGAGCAAUCGAUUAUGGGGGAGAAGAUGAAGCAGGAGCAGAAGAGUAUUCACGACAUCCUCCCUGUUGAGUUGAUUCACAUAAUCUUACUGAGAGUGCCGGCCAAACAUCUGGCUUCCCUCAGGUGCGUUUCGAAGCUCUGGUACUCUCUCAUUUCCGAUCCACACUUUGCGGAACUGCAUUUUCACCACUCUCCCGCUUCCUCCAACGCACUCAUCUUCAUACCAAAAGGCAGUGUGGCAUGCUUAGUUUACUUAGACGCACUAUUUAGUGACGACAAUGAUGCAUCAUCACAAGUAAAAGAGGUGUGUCUCCCUCUCAAAAAGGAACCACCUUCUCAUCUUGCGGUCCUGGGAUCCUGCAGAGGCUUUGUUCCCUUACAUGGACACCCUGAAUUUUUAGUGCUAUGGAACCCACUGACUGGAUCCAGCAGAAGAAUAUCUUACUCUGAUAUUGAUUCUCGUAGUGAGUACAAUGGCUUUAGGCUUCCCUACAGUCCCCAACUGUAUGGAUUUGGUUAUGAUGCAUCCCGGGAUGAUUACUUAGUUGUUGUAGCUUGGAGCCAGUGGGAAAGGCAAGAUCACUUCGAUUGCUUGUCCUUGAGAACCAAUUCCUGGAUUUAUCUUGAUACUGCACUCCCCAAACCCUUGCGUAUUUUUGCUCACCAGCCUUGUGGGUUGUUCUUGAAUGGUGCUAUUCAUUGGCUGGUUUUCCCUGUUAAAGCUUACAGUGUUGCUAUCUUUAUCUUUGAUCUGAAGGAAAGGGCUUUUUCAACCAUAUAUGCGCCGGAACAACUUCCAUGCUCUUGUAGUUAUCCAAAUCUCGCCCUACUGGGAGGCUGCCUAGCCUUGUAUUAUCACAAUGAUGAUAGCUAUAGCACUGACAUAUGGGUGAUGAAAGAAUAUAAAGUGCACUCAUCUUGGACUCUCUAUCAGAUUCCUUGCCUUUACUUUCGGCCUCUGUGCUUAUCCAAUAAUGGUGAUAUUAUUGGAGAACAAUUUCUUUGGGAUAAAGUAGAAAAGAGAAGGUUUCUCAUAUAUAAUGUGGGAGAGCUGCUCCCACGUGUUAAAUAUAGUUGUUCUGUGUAUAACAUCAGUUCAACCAUGCUAUGUAUACAGAGAGUCUCUUGCCACUCCCUAGUGACAUUAAGGAUAAGGAUAACAAGAAGUAGAAGAGGAAGGAAAACGGCCAUCAAGUUUACCAAGAAUGUUUUGAACAACUUGAUGUCGCUAAAAGUUAGCAUCACAAAGGAUUCAAACAAAGAAAGAGAAUUAGGAGCUAACAUACAAGUGAAUAGCUCGACACAUGGGGAGAAGAACAUUUGAAAAGUGUAAAUGAAGUUUAGUCUCCUUUUAAAAUCCAAUAUAUCUUUUGCACGAAAUCUGGUAGUAAUAUUUCUUAGUUGGUUAUACACAACUUCAAAUUUUUAUUUUGCUGAUUACAUAAUAUACUUUUCUGUUAAUCUUACCUUUAGCCUGGUUGUUUUUAGAAGU
Arachis duranensis is the source of this 1539-nucleotide messenger RNA. RefSeq names its product F-box protein CPR1-like. Gene Ontology annotation, molecular function: protein binding. The transcript is spliced from 2 exons. The record is from RefSeq and is a predicted model, not a curated record. Lineage: Eukaryota; Viridiplantae; Streptophyta; Magnoliopsida; Fabales; Fabaceae. Bases 61 to 1371 code for a protein of 436 amino acids.